ACACUACAUCACCGGGAGACGGGGGCCGGCGUGGAAUGUGAGCUUCCAUUGCUGCCACCUCUGUCCAGGCGUGACUGGCAGAACACGAUGCGGAGGGUGAUCUCUUCCACGUCGUCUGGCUCCUCAUCACGUAGCAGGCUCUCCCUAUUGUCGUUGUAGCCGGAUCCGCCCACAGCCUACACCUACGCCACCCUGAUGAACUGCUGCUGCCGCGUCUGUCGUCCAGACCUUGGGUUUGCCUUAUUUGGCCGCCUCCUAAGGAGAGGCCUCAAAACAGAUGAUAUCGUCACCAACACCCUCCUCAAGUGCCUCUGCUGCGCAAAACGGACAGACGAGGCUGUCAGCGUGCUGCUUCAUAGGAUGUCCAAGCUUGGUUGUGUGCCUGAUGUCAUCUCAUACAACACAGUUCUUAAGAGCUUAUGUGAUAAUAGCAGCAGCCAGCGGGCGCUCGACCUCCUUCAGAUGAUGACGAAAGGAGGUGGCUGCUCCCCUGACGUAGUGACAUACAACACGGUCAUCCAUGGCUUCCUGCAGGAAGGGGAAGUAAGCAAGGCAUGCGAUCGAUACCAUGAAAUGGUGCAGCAAGGGGUUCUGCAUGAUGUGGUGACAUAUAAUUCGAUUCUUGAUGCGCUGUGCAAGGCAGGAGCUAUGGACAAGGCUGAGUUGUUCCUUCAGCAGAUGGUUGAUGAUGAUAUUCGACCGAAUGAAGUGACAUAUAAUGCAAUGAUCCAUGGAUAUUCCACUUUGGGCCAGUGGAAAAGGGCGACUCAAAUGUUUAGAGAAAUGACAAGCCGUGGUCUUGCUCCAAAUAUUGUUACUUGGAGCUCGUUGAUGACCUCCCUCUGCAAGCAUGGAAGAAGCAAAGAAGCUGCAGAAAUUUUCAUUCCAUGGCUGCAAAAGGCCACAAGCCUAACAUCGUUACGUAUCGUGUUCUGCUUCACGGGUAUGCCGCUGAGGGAUUCUUUGCAGAUAUGAUUGAUCUCUUUAAUUCAAUCGCAAACAAUGGUAUUGUACCCGAUUGCCACGUUUUCAACAUAUUAAUUAAUGCAUAUGCUAAAUGUGGA
Messenger RNA from Triticum dicoccoides, 1064 nucleotides. RefSeq names its product protein Rf1, mitochondrial-like. The transcript has a single exon. Lineage: Eukaryota; Viridiplantae; Streptophyta; Magnoliopsida; Poales; Poaceae. Gene Ontology annotation, molecular function: protein binding. The coding region runs from base 196 to 975 and encodes 259 amino acids. The record is from RefSeq and is a predicted model, not a curated record.